Messenger RNA from Closterium sp. NIES-67, 775 nucleotides. NCBI's taxonomy places the organism in Eukaryota, Viridiplantae, Streptophyta, Zygnematophyceae, Desmidiales, Closteriaceae. The record is from the annotation of a GenBank genome assembly.
GUAAUUCUAGCUCCUAAGUUCACCUAGACUCCGUCCUUAAUCCUAACACUAUGCUGCCUUCCACUCCAGUUCUGAUUCUGAGCUUUGCUCCUUUUGUUGAUCACCUUGUAUACCCUGUACGUAAUCCACCUAAACACGUCGCAAUCCCUUUUGUGCCUUUCGUGCGCCAAUGUUUUCAUCCCGUGACAGGCGCUGGCCGAAUCUGAUGCUCCUAUGGCAGGCUUGCGCCAUGCUGCAUCGGUCAACAGUCGAGUGCGAGAGGGGCUUUUCUAGGCAGAACGUUAUUAAGUCCUGGGUCCGUGGCACCCUUUGCAACGCGCGCCUCUUCGAGCUCAUGGCCAUCUCGCUUUUGCAGUAUGACAUCGACUGGAGUAAAGCCCUCAUGACCUGGCGUCUGAAGCUGAGACGCCCUGCACGAACUGUUGGCUUCGCAUCUGCGAAACGCAAGCGUAAGGGGAAGGAGCUGGAGGUUGAGGGGGAGGCGGCCGAGACGACUCGGGAAGAAAAGGGGGAGGGGGAGGUGCCAGAGUAUGAGGGGAAGGGGUGGGCUGAGGAGGACGGGGGUGGUGAUGAUGCGGAGGAUGAUGCUCCAAGGAUGGUCGGCAAUCCAUUUCUGUCUGACGACAAGGGCGCUAAUGAUGAUAUUGCAGUAGAUGCGCCAGAAUUCUAGGUGGCUCUUAGUGAGUGGUUCCUUGGUUUUUUUGUAGUAGUAGAAGUAGUUUAGGCUCAUGCCAAGAGUAGCACAAUGUUUGUUUACAUGAGGUUAGUUAAGAAU